AUGUAUCGUCCUCGGAUGCGCGAACAGGUCGACGAAGACGCGGAAACGCAGGACCCAUUCAACUGCUUUGAAGAGUAAGUUAUUUUAAAGUAAUAUUAUAAACACAUGCACCUGGUUUAAUGCAGACUCCCAGUAUUUUUGUCCGAAAUAAUUGUAGCUGUUUCUGUGUUUCAUAUUUACUAGUAACUUCAACGCGUUUUAUGAAGAGCAAACAUCCAACAGAAUUCAAAAUUGUCAGCCGUCUAUUACCAGUGGUAAGUACAUAUAAAGUUGAUUUGUUGUUGAUACUCUAUCACUUUUAAUAAUGGUUGUUUCCUUUAAUUUGUAGGGUCUCAGAGAAAUGAUGCGACACCGACACGAGACUCAUCUGGUGUGUCAGGUAUCUAUUUUUUAUAACAUUUAGUUUUCAAACAAUUCUAGCACUUGCUUUAUAUUCAGUAAAUUCAACUUGAAACAAAGUUUUAAGUUGAAAAAUUUAAAUAAAUUGAAUAAUUUCCGCAAUAUUUCAUCCUUCCUGAUCCUGACCCUGACCCCGACGUUGUGGUCCCGCCAAUCCGCCAUUAUCCUCAGUCCUUGCAAAACUAAAAUGGCUGCUAAGCUUGCAGAGCUAAGCUUGUGGAUAUUUAUAUCAUUAUAUGCACAAAACGAAGUUAUAAAUGCUUUAAAAUAAUGUUGUUAUCAUGUCCUAGUGUUGUGUUCAGGGAGUAUUCUUUCAUAAAUAAACAUAAACUACUUUUAUUGCGUACUGCCUUCGACUUCUUGAUAUUUUAUUUGUUGUUUAUAACUUUAUAGUGUGUAUGGCGACGUUUUAAAACGGCUUUGUUGUUUGACUUUAGGAAAUAAUAAUUCAGAGCGGCUAAUACUCGAUCUACAGAAAGAAGUGGCCACCGUCAAAAGAACGCUAAGUAGAAUGCAAGAUGUAGAAGAAGAAAUCUUGGCAUGUGUCAAAAAAAUAAGAAGGGGAACAGAGGCAGAAAAGUUUGAUCUUUCAAACUGCUGCCACACUGUGAGUUUAGUAUUUUUAUUAUUUAUAUUAUUAAAGAGGCACGGGACAAUUGUAUACACACAGAGCUGUCAGAUAUUAUGCAUGGCAUUAUAUUUUGUAACUUACAUCAUAAUGCCAUUUGCCAUUUAUGACAUUUACGUCUUAAAAUAUUGUUUCAGGAAAACAUCACUCAGCUGCUGGGGAAAUACUAUACAUCGAAAGCACGAUUCCCAAUAGAUUUUCCAGAAAAACAGGUUAAUAAUAGCAUGUAUAUUUACAGACUAUUCGGUUAUUUAAAAAUAGUAAUAUAUGUAUCACAACAUAAAAAUAUUUUUAAUACUGGCUGAUAUAUAACAUUUUACCAUUGAUGUUGUUUAUAAUUUCUACCUAUUAUUGCUUACCUUUAGCGAGCUUUGAAGUUAGAGUUUAACAACUCUCCAACAGGCCUCUCUGUCGAAGAACUUCUACUUCGUUUCAAGAAGUUUGAAAGUUCAAAGAUGUCGUAUUGGAGAAGCGAAGAAAGGAGAAGAGUAAGUAAUAUAUAAGACCUUUAUUAUUUGGCAUUCGCACUUAAUAUUGAAGCUGAUUGCAUGCAUAAACCAGAAUGAGACAUCAACUUCAAUGGCAGACUGAUAUAUCAGACAUAUUUUCGCUUGCCAGUUAGGGAUGUUUGAUAUACCGAUAUACCAAAAAUACCGGUAUUAACCCAUUGAGUGGCGAUGCACCCUGAUGCACCCUACUUUGGUAUUUUACUCUGUCUAACGCCAGACAAUUUUACUCAUCAAGAGGAGAGCUUUGGCGCUUAAUGGGUUAAAACCAAUGUUGGUAUGACUUUUUUCAGUUUGUACCGAUAUACCGACAUGUCCGAUAUACCAGUAUGUUUCGGUACGAUAUGGCAAAAUAAUCAAUGUUUCUAUUAAAAAUCUCAUUGAAAUGGCUGAAAUUCCUUUGAAACAGCUUUGAAUUUAGGGAAAGUUAGUUUGCUGACCCAGGGCUGCAAAUAAAUAUUUGAGUAGGGUUCGGAUUAGGAUUAGUAUUUAACCCAUUGGGUCACAUUGCACCCUACUUUAGUAUUUUACUCCGUCUAACGCCAGACGAUUUUACUCGUCAAGGGGAGAGCACUGGCGCUUAAUGGGUUAACUUGUGCUUUGUUUUUACUCCUAUCACAGCUUCUUGGAAUCGCAGGAUAUGAAGCCCUGUUACGUGCACCAACAGAGGCAUUAGCUGACAAACUGCUGCAGUUGAUUGGGCAGAAGUACUCUGUCAACACAAACAAAACACAUUUGCAGAAUGAGGUGAUGCUAGCAGUAAGUGACAAUACAAUUCUAUUAUAUUUUAACAGUCCUCAAUUAAGUGUUUUUCAUUUGUGAAUCUGCAAUUUCCUGCUGGUUUUUAAGUGAAAUAAAAUGUUAACAUAAUGCUUAAAACUGUGAAAACUAAAAGAAUUUAAAAAUUUCAAUUAAUAAGGUUUUAUAUAUACACUUGGUCAAGUGCUCUGGGAAUCAAACCCAGAAACCAGUAUUGGUAUGUAGUGGUCACAAACAUGUGCACUUUUCUGUUUUAAGCCCAGGUCACACUACACAACGAUAACGAUACGAUAACUUGUAUACGCGCGCUGAUUGGUCAAAAAUUUAUCGUUAUCGUCCGACUGAAAAAAAAAAUCGCUCAGGUGAGCGAUUUUAAAAUCGUUAUCGUUAUCGUCUAACGAUAAUUUUACCAUUUUCGUUGUUGUGUGGACACUAAUACAUUUUUUUUGACAAUUAUCGCGUGUUUACAAUUUAUCGUAUCGUUAUCGUUGUGUAGUGUGACCGGGCCUUAACCCAUUGAAUCGCAUUGUGCCCUGAUGCACCCUACUUUAUUAUUUUACUCUGUCUAUAUGCCAGACGAUUUUACUUGUCAAGGGCACAGCUCUGGCGCUUAAUGACACAGCUCUGGCGCUUAAUGGGUUAAUUAAACCAUUGUCCAACAUGUCCAUCAACACCAGUUUUAGCUACUUCAUUAUCUGAUCCCAUUGCUUUUAUAUAUUUGAUAGCGUAAAUAUGUCAGAGAAAUGACAGUUGCACGGGCGAAAAAAGAGAAGGAAUUUUGGCAGGCCAUGUACACAUGGAAGACGACAACCUGGCCAAAUGGGCUAUCACCAGAUGAUUGGCGUGAAGUUAGGAGGGAGGACUUGGCUGCCUAUGAUGCAUAAGAAUUAAUGAUUUGCUAAUUCCCUUGCCAGAAUCUUAACAAAUUAAUGAUUUAUUUUAAACGUUAUUACUCGGUUUCAAAACAGGAUUUUUCUAGAGGACGUAUUAAAUAUAAACAAAAAUACCUCUAGCAAAAUUCUGUUUUGGAACUCAAUUAACUUUUAUAAUUACUGUCGUUCCAAUUGAAGUGUUGCUGAAAUAUUCAUUCAAUACAUUACCUCGGGCUGACCAAUUCAUUUCAUCAAGUUCCUCGAGAUAUUCAUACACUUCCUAGUAUAAUUGUAAACUUCCUGUUGAAUAGUUUGAAUGCACCAAUCACCUUUGUUGUUUGUGCAACUAACCAAUGAUAAAUAGAAAGGAAGUGACCAGAAAUGAUCAAAUACUUGGAAUUGGCUCUUUCACAGGAAGUGUAUGAAUAUCUCGAGGAACUUGAUCAAAUGAAUUGGUCAGCCCGAGGUAAUGUAUUGAAUCAAUAUUUCAGCAACACUUCAAUUGGAACGACAGUAAGAUUGAACAAUGAUUACUGUUACAGUAUAAUUAUUCCAAAUUAGCAAGCAAAUUGGAAUUAUGUUGUUAUCAUAUGUGUUUAAUUAUGGGAAAUUUAAUUAUAAAAAAUAAAUUUUUUUAACCAUCACAA
Messenger RNA from Paramuricea clavata, 3811 nucleotides. The record is from the annotation of a GenBank genome assembly. Lineage: Eukaryota; Metazoa; Cnidaria; Anthozoa; Malacalcyonacea; Plexauridae.